Messenger RNA from Antrostomus carolinensis (chuck-will's-widow), 2167 nucleotides. RefSeq names its product StAR related lipid transfer domain containing 13 (gene STARD13). Lineage: Eukaryota; Metazoa; Chordata; Aves; Caprimulgiformes; Caprimulgidae. Gene Ontology annotation, molecular function: GTPase activator activity. Gene Ontology annotation, biological process: regulation of Rho protein signal transduction; actin cytoskeleton organization; signal transduction. The record is from RefSeq and is a predicted model, not a curated record. The transcript is spliced from 7 exons. The annotation marks the transcript as partial.
AUCGAAGCAAAGGAAGCGUGUGACUGGCUACGUGCUGCUGGAUUUCCCCAAUAUGCUCAGUUCUAUGAGGACUCCCAGUUUCCCAUUGACAUUGCUGCAGUAAAGAAAGAUCAUGACUUUCUUGACAAGGACCUUGUAGAGCCUCUUUGCAGACGACUGAACACACUGAACAAGUGCGCCUCAAUGAAACUCGAUGUGAACUUCCAAAGAAAAAAGAGUGAAGAUUCAGAUGAAGAAGACCUCUGUGCUAUCAGUAAUAAAUGGACUUUCCAAAGAACCAGCAGACGAUGGUCGCGGGUGGACGAUAUUGAUGCUUUGCUUCACCGAUCAGACAGACAUGGAUCUUCUGGGGACAUUAAAAUGAAAAAUACAACGAGCAGUGAGAGUGUCCUUACAGAUCUGAGUGAACCUGAGGUCUCAUCUAUUCACAGCGAGAGCAGUGGGGGAAGUGACAACAGGAGUCAAUCCGGCAUCACCAGUGCUGCCAGGGAGACCUAUGACUGCUCUGGCCAGCAUGAUGUAGAAAGCACACUGCUGCAAGACUCUGCUGUGAUAAACACUGCCCUGUCCCCUAAGGACAACCUGAAGAAUGAGAAACCAACACGAACCAAAGCCAAAACUUUUCUAAAACGCAUGGAGACAUUAAAAGCAAAAGGUGUGCAUGGAAAACUAAAAGGCUCAGGAAGAACAGGUCCUUUAGAGAUAAGUGGACCUGUUCUCCAGUAUGAGCCAAAGUCCUUGAAGGACAUGCACUGUGUACAGAUAGUCAAUGGUGAUCUCCAAAACUUAGGACAAGAUUCCGUCAAAAGAGGACUUUCUUUUUCUGCCAAAUCCAGCAGUGACAGCAGUCAGUCUGAAAACAGCAGCAGUGGGGUGAGCACACCAUGUUUGAAGGAACGCAAAUGCCAUGAAGCAAACAAGAGAGGUGGGAUGUACCUGGAGGACCUAGAUGUUCUGGCAGGAACGGCUUUACGGCAAGUGGUGGACCAAAACCGCAAAAAUGAAUUUCAUUCCCAAGAAAACUUGGUUGUGCAUAUUCCCAAGGAUCACAAACCAGGGACCUUCCCAAAGGCACUUUCUAUUGAAAGCCUCUCGCCUACAGACAGCAGUAAUAGUGUAAACUGGAGGACAGGCAGCAUAUCUUUGGUGAAGCAGAAGUGCUCUACUCCAAAAGAGUCUGGAUUGAUGGCUUGUUGUCCUAAAGAGAGCAGAAUUAGUAUUUAUGACAAUGUGCCAGGUUCCCACUUGUAUGCUAGUACUGGGGACCUCCUGGACUUAGAGAAAGAUGUCCUUUUUCCUCAUUUAGAUGACAUUUUGCAACAUGUCAGUGGACUCCAGGAGGUGGUAGAUGGCUGGUCAAAGAAUGUGUUGCCAGGUCUGCCAGGUGAUGAUGCAUCAGUCAGGGAAUCUCCAUCAUUGCCUUUCCAGUCACCCACACAGAUCACACUUGAUUUUGAAGGACACUCUGUCUCUGAUGGCCGGACCACACCAAGUGACAUGGACAGAGAUGGAACAUCCCUGAAUGAAUCUGAAGCCACUGGUGUUAGGGACAGGAGAGACUCUGGGGUGGGAGCAUCGCUCACAAGGCCGAGCAGACGAUUACGAUGGCAUAGUUUCCAAAUCUCUCAUCGCCUGAGCCACUCCAUUGCAUCACUUCACAUCAGCAAUCAGUCAGCAGCCCAACUGAAUCUACUGCAAAAGUUCUCUUUGCUUCGUCUUACUGCCAUCAUGGAAAAAUACUCCAUGUCAAACAAACAUGGCUGGACCUGGUCUGUGCCAAAGUUCAUGAAGAGGAUGAAAGUCCCUGACUACAAGGAUAAGAACGUAUUCGGUGUGCCUCUGAUAGUUCAUGUCCAAAGAACAGGACAACCUCUUCCCCAGAGCAUACAGCAAGCGCUACGCUACUUACGGAACAACUGUCUUGAUCAGGUAGGUCUGUUUCGAAAAUCUGGAGUGAAAUCCCGAAUCCAAGCCCUACGUCAGAUGAAUGAGAGCUCCCCAGAAAAUGUAAACUAUGAAGACCAGUCAGCAUAUGAUGUGGCAGACAUGGUAAAGCAGUUUUUCAGGGACUUGCCAGAACCUCUUCUCACAAGCAAGCUAGGAGAGACUUUUCUACACAUCUACCAAUGUAAGUUCCAAUAUUUUUAUUAUUAUAAACAAUUAUACA